AGUGUGCUGACCUGGGAAAGAAAGAGAACGUUGACAUUACCUUCAACAAACAAAACGGAAGUGUGUUCUUGUGGUACAGACCUCAGGAGACCAACACCACCAUCAGUGUGAACUUCCAAAUCAUCAAUACCACCAGUACCAGAACGACCAUCUACGCUCGCGACACCUACCACUUUACACGGCUCAAGGUUAAUCAGAUUUACCAACACCAGAUUGGAACGAUCAUUAACGUGAAAGGAAUGGACGUAUAUCUGGGCAAUGUGACCAUUACCAGCAUUACAGCGUCCAGCUCAGCCCCCGUGGAGUGGGUCAGGUGUACAGUGGCAGGAAAGUUCUCAGUUUUACAUGAUGGUUCGAAGCUCUUAGUGGAGAAGUUGAAGGUGGCACUGGCCGCACAGGCGCUGGCAGCAAGUCUACAAAUAGUGGUGGUUGUGCUGGUGAUGGUGAUCAUGAUAUUGGUGGUGGUGGUGGUGGCUGCUCUCCUCUAUCACAUCGACAUCCUCAGGAGAAAACCAAUACCAGUUGUUGAGACAGAAGUCCGGCCCAACACACCCGUUGAAGAGCACGUGUACGAGGACUGGGACACUGUAAGGAUGAGGGACGACGCCCGCGCCUCCGCCCACGUCAGCGAGAACAGUCUUUAUAUGGACUAUCAGGAGACACGUAAACAACUAUAAGUUUAUACCUUCACUGUAGAUCAAGCAACAACACAGCAUAAACAACUUUAAUUUCGAACGCUUAAACAAGAACAAUGAAGAACAACGUGAAGCACACUAAAAACAAGACAGAACACCAGUACCAGUGAUAUGUAGCUUGAGUAUACAAAAACUGAAUACAAGUGAUAGGAAGAAAAGUUGAAAACAAACUUUAUUAAUAAACAGCUUUAGAAAAUACUAGAAAAUACUGCAAACAGUAAUGACAAUUUUUUUUAACGUAUAAAUAAAAUUAUACAAUCUUGCUAUAAGUAAUGUAAACUCAAAUUAUUUCAUGUUUAGUAUUUUGUCCACUGUAUGGUAAGGAUAAAUCUCAAAAUGUAUUCAAGAUAUUAGAUUGCCAUUAAGGGUGAUAAUCAUGAUUCUUAAAAACGAAUUAAAAAAAAUGGAUUUGUAGCUUUUGAGGUCAAGAACGGAACUGAUUGCAGCAUAAAAGGUGCAAAUGCAAGGUUUACCAUUAUAGAUAAUGUGGUGUUUAAAUUGUCUUGAAAUGACAAUUUCAAGACACGGCUAACAGACAAUCCAUCAUCUUUCAGAAAUUCACAAAGAUUCCGCUGUUAGAGACUACACAAACAAGGCUCUACCAAAUACCAAAUCAUUUCAACAUACAAAAAGACCUUUUCCAGAUAUAUCCUGAAGAGCAUCCUUAAAAAUAGUCAACAGAUAAAACGAUAAAAGCAGCAUAGAAAUAGCUGAAGCACUGCAUAUCAAACACUCAUUGAACUAUGAACAGCUUACAAUUAGGUCACCACCAUCUGAGGCCAAAACUGAACUAACAGUUUCCACCUCACCUCCAGCUCCAGCCGAUCACAGAAAAUGCAGUACAUGAUUAUAAAAUCCCCCUGAGGUGUAAUAACUCUCCUUUAUUCAUCCACCACUUAAUACUUUCACUUUACCUUGCCUGUUGAAAACGCUUCAAAUAAAAUGCGUCAUUUAGGCUCAACAACGUGUGUAAAAUGAACAUUUGAAGAGAAAAUUGAUUUAACUUUCCAUAUAUAGAAAAGAAUUCAGGAUAUUUUGUCCACUAGGCCUACAAAUGUAAAUUCAGACGAAUUUUUAGCUAAGGUUAAUGAUCAAGUCACCUCUGUAAUAUUUACUAUAGAGACUGAAAUUAAUAAAUGUUUUCCAUUUUUAGAUAUACUUAUUCAUAGGGAAUAUUUUUCACUAAAGUUUAUUGUUUACAGAAAACCUACAAAUAAUUUAUUUUAUGUUCAUUAUUUCUCAGGGCACAGAUGCAACGUGUAACAAUAAAUUGUUUCCUCUUUGUAUCUAAGAGUUCUUCGAAUUGUUAGCCCAGAAUUCUUGGAUGAAGAAUUUAGGAAUAAUGAUUUUUUUGGUCUCAAGUUUUGUUAUCCAUUGAGUUUUUUUGGAAGUUUGCCACAGCAAAGUACAUCGUAUAAAUUACAAUAAUAUAUGCAGUGAGAAAAUUUGGCCAAAAUAUAUGUUAUGUUUACCAUAUUUUUCUGGGUUUGAAAAUAUUGUCAAGGCCUUGAAACUUUUUUAUAUAAAUGUAUUGUUUAAUUAUGAAAAACUGUUGGAAAAUUAUUAGUUAGAAACAGUCAUCGUAUCGAGAACGUUGUCAUUUACAAAAUACAUUGUAAAGACUAAUAGGUUCUAUGUAAGUCAAACGUCCAAUGAUUUGAAAUUUAGAAUUUUGAAAAAUAAAUAAUCCGUAGAACAGCCAAUUGUCUAUUACUUUGUUGGUUCAUCUGUCAGAAAGUUCUCACCCAAAUUGAUUGGGCGAGGGCUUAUCCAAUAACGAAUUGUACAAAUAUUUUCAAUAGAAACAUUAUUGAAUUUGCUUUAAUGCAGAUUACAAAGACAUGCAAUUUGAACAUUUAGUAGUGGUUUGUAUAAUUUAGAUCCAUUUUUGAUUGAUCAGUUAAGAAACGAUUUAAGUAAGAUCAUUCAUACACAUGUGGGGAAAAGUGACUCAUAGGAUUUAUUUUUAAAUCAAUUUAUAUUAAUGAUUUUUUAUAUAUAAUUUAUAUUUCAUUUAUUUGGUAAUUUAUUUCUUACCUUAAUUUAUUUGUUUCUAUAACUGACUGUAUGAUGUUUAAAGUGGACUGUUCGAUUUUAUUUGCACACAGCAUGUCCUACACGACCUGAUUUUUGUUUAUAAUGUAAUAGUCUAUCAAUCGGAAUUAUCAAUUGGUAAACAAUUCACGACAAUGUUACUAGGUGUUAAGACUACAUAUGUUAGUAACUACUAGGGAAGCCUUAUAUGAUAAGAAAGCUUCAUUCUGCAUUAGAUUGGUGUAGAGUAAGUGUGUAUCCAGCCAGUCUCGUGGGCUCUCAUCAUUCAGUGACUCUACAUUAAUAACUUCACUUCUCAAUUCACCUGCCAACGAGAUUGCUCAAUAAUAUUUGCUGCAUAUAAAUUAUUCUGUUAAUAUGUAUAUUAUAGUACUCUGAA
Procambarus clarkii (red swamp crayfish) is the source of this 3129-nucleotide messenger RNA. The record is from RefSeq and is a predicted model, not a curated record. NCBI's taxonomy places the organism in Eukaryota, Metazoa, Arthropoda, Malacostraca, Decapoda, Cambaridae.